Ruditapes philippinarum (Manila clam) is the source of this 2837-nucleotide messenger RNA. RefSeq names its product endoplasmic reticulum aminopeptidase 1-like. Gene Ontology annotation, cellular component: cytoplasm. NCBI's taxonomy places the organism in Eukaryota, Metazoa, Mollusca, Bivalvia, Venerida, Veneridae. The record is from RefSeq and is a predicted model, not a curated record. Gene Ontology annotation, biological process: peptide catabolic process; proteolysis. Gene Ontology annotation, molecular function: zinc ion binding; metalloaminopeptidase activity; peptide binding.
GGAAAUAACUCUCACCAAUUUUGACAACUAAGCGACAACAACAACUCCAACAUAUUUUAUGAAAAUUUGAUGCAGUAAUUUUCUUUUGUUUUUGCAUUCACAUAGACUGUCAAGCUGAUUCGUAAACGUAAACACGUAGUAAACAUGUCAGACAACGAGAUAGAAGACGUGUCCUUUCUGCCUGGUGAAAAUCUUCACAGACGAGCUUUGUACGAACCAAAUAUUAUACAGAAACUACGAAAUGUGGCCUGCAAUAAAGGUAGAGCGGCUGUCAUAGCAACGAUAGCGUGUUUAUUUUUACUCGUUGUUGCCCUAAUUGCUGCAUUAUCGUCCGGUAAUUCGUGUAACGGGACAACACUAGAUACUAAACAACAACAACAACAACCAGAACCUAAAAAACCAGACUAUAUAUCUACCAGUGGUAAACCAUUUCCAUAUAAAGAGAUUCGAUUACCGGAUUCAGUCAUUCCAAUGUCUUAUCAGUUGAAACUCCAUCCAAAUAUAUCUUUGUCAAUUUUCAAAGGCAAUGUGAAAAUAAGUUGUGAUAUUAAAAAGCCCACAAACUUUAUUGUGUUCCAUGUGAAGAAUUUAACGAUUACAAAGUUGGAGGUGAGUGAUGUUAAAUCAUCGCGGAAGGUUCCAGUUUCACAUUGGCUGGAAUAUGUAACUAAUGAACAGAUCUAUGUGAAACUUGACACGAGACUUGAAGCAGGGUCAAAGGUCAUACUGGAUGUGGAGUAUCAAGGAGACCUUGUGAAGAAGUUGGCAGGAUUUUACAAAAGCAUGUACAAGACAAAAAGUGGUGAAGAAAGAUAUAUUGCUACAACUCACUUUGAGCCAACCGAUGCACGUGCAGCAUUCCCGUGUUUUGACGAGCCUCAUCUUAAAGCGACAUUUAAACUGUCAAUGAUUCGAGAAUCAGAUCACAUCGCCUUGUUUAACAUGCCAUUGUUGAAGACUGACGAUUAUGAGAAUGGUCUAAAAGUAGAUAACUUUGAUGAAACAGUUAAAAUGAGUACAUAUCUGGUGGCGUUCGUGGUUUGUGAUUACAAAAAUAUCACAAAAUACUCAAAAAGAGAUGUGAUGGUGCGAGUUUUUGCACCGGAAGAUUCCAUACAUGCAGCAACAUUUGCUCUCAAUACAGCUGUUGAUAUCAUAGAUUAUUAUGAAAAAUAUUUCAAAGUGUUAUAUCCCCUACCUAAACAAGAUUUGAUAGCCAUACCUGACUUUGCUGCUGGUGCUAUGGAGAAUUGGGGUCUGAUUACUUACAGAGAAACCGCUGUACUCUACGACCCUAAAGUGUCGUCUGCUAGAAAUAAGGAGCGUGUUGCUGUUGUUGUAGCACAUGAACUAGCUCAUCAGUGGUUUGGUAACUUGGUAACUAUGGCAUGGUGGGACGACUUGUGGUUGAAUGAAGGCUUUGCCAGCUUUGUAGAAUACAUAGGUAGUGGAAUAGGUCACGAGGACUGGAAAAUGGAUGAUCAGUUUGUGACAGAGACUUUGCUGAAUGCCUUAUACCUGGACAGCCUGGAGAACUCACAUCCCAUAAAUCUUAAAGUUGAUAAUCCAAACCAGAUCAACGAACUCUUUGAUGCAAUUACAUAUGACAAGGGCGCCUCUAUCAUAAGAAUGCUGAACAAUUUUCUAUCAGAGGACGUGUUCAAAGAUGGACUGACAUCAUACCUGAAUAAGUAUAAUUUUAGUAACGCAGCUACCAACGAUCUUUGGGACUCUUUGUCUCAGGCUGUCAAGGAGAGUAAUUCUGAUAUCAAAACUGAUGUGAAAAGUUUAAUGAGGACCUGGACAGAACAAAUGGGCUAUCCAGUUGUCAUGGUUACAAGACAGAAAGGGAGACCAAAAGUUCAUGUACAGCAGGAAAGAUUUCUCCUGUACAAACAGUUGAAUAUAUCAUCACAAUUUAGUUCACCAUUUGGCUACAGAUGGGAAGUUCCAUUUACAUAUUCAACUGCCUCAGAUCCUAACAAGGUUGAGAAGUACUUGCUGAAAGAUGCUUCAGGUUCAUUUGAAGUUGCUGCUGAUAUAAACUGGAUUAAAGGGAACUAUAAGAUGACUGGCUACUACCGGAUGAACUAUGACACAGAUAACUGGCAAGCUUUGAUACGGCAGCUUAAUACUGACAACACAGUUUUUCUGCCAACAGAAAGAGCUGGUAUGAUUGAUGACGUAUUUGCGUUGGCGCGUGCAGGACUUCUCAAUUAUGAUAUAGCGUUAGAUCUGUCCCUGUACAUGGUUAAUGAGGAAGACUACAUACCGUGGCAGACGCUCGUUGAUAACUGGAAGUAUAUUCAACACAGACUUGAGAACCUACCAAUUUACACAAAUUUCAGAAAUGUACAGUUGAAACUUAUAAAAAAACAGCUAGCAGAGAUGACGUGGGAUGACACGGGCAAGAUGUUAGAUAAAUAUCUCAGGUCUACAAUACUGAACCUUGCUAUCAAUCUGAAAGACGAGGCUGCCAUUAAGAAAGGGAGAGAAUUGUUUGAACAGUGGAAAUCUGAUCAUAACAGCAUCAACGUAAACCUUAAGACUGUUAUAUAUAAGACGGGUAUAAUGUAUGGUACAGAUGAAGACUGGGACAAUGUUUGGAACUCUUUCCUGAAGGAGGCGGACGCUUCGGAGAAAAUGAAGCUUCUGAUGGCAUUAGGACAUACAAAAGAAUCACGUCUUAUGUUAAGAUUGAUGAAGUAUAGUUUGAAUGAUACAUUGGUGAGAUCUCAGGAUGCAUUUCGAGUGUUAACCUCUGUAUCAGGGUCAUACACUGGUCAAAUAUUGGCAUGGAGAUUCUUUCAACAAAACUGGAAAACUUACCAAGAAAG